Messenger RNA from Terrapene triunguis (Three-toed box turtle), 2174 nucleotides. RefSeq names its product melanin-concentrating hormone receptor 2-like. Lineage: Eukaryota; Metazoa; Chordata; Testudines; Emydidae. The record is from RefSeq and is a predicted model, not a curated record. The coding region runs from base 511 to 1782 and encodes 423 amino acids. Gene Ontology annotation, cellular component: membrane; neuron projection. Gene Ontology annotation, biological process: neuropeptide signaling pathway. The transcript is spliced from 3 exons. Gene Ontology annotation, molecular function: G protein-coupled receptor activity; neuropeptide binding.
GGCGGCUCCAUCCGCCGGCGCCGUUAGCCUGCGCAGCCUGGUCGGGGCGGUCUCCGGGAUCCAGGCACCGGUGAGUGGCCGGGGCGGCUCCUGGGCAGGAGCAAGUGGCUCCGGAUCCGCGGGGAUCGGGCCCAGCCGCGCAGCGCAGUGCCCCGGGGAAGGUGCCCUGCUGGGCGUCGUCUGGCCGCGCAGCUCCCGUGGGCUGGAUCCGGGACUCAACGAGGCUGGGGUCCCCCCGGUGCCUUUAAAGGCUGGGGGUGACGGGGCGCCACCCCCCCCCCCCCGCCGCCUGGGGACGGCCCGGGGGAGCGGGCAGCAGCUAGCCCGGGAGCCGUCGUGGGGACGCUAGCUGACGGGUCCCCGUCUAGGGGCCACCCUCAUUCCCAAGGGCCCCCUCCUGGGCCAGCAGCACAGCCCCGAGUGCUAGCAGGAGAAGGGGCUGGUGCAUUCUGGGUCCAUCCCUGGACACCCUCUGACCCACACUGGGUGCCCCCUGCCCCAGCAGUGGCCAUGCCGCAGUACUCGGGGCAUGCCAACGCCUCGCACCUGGGGCCAGGUGUGGCUGCUCUGCUGGACAGGAGCAGUGACUUCACUCUGGGCCUGAACAUCUUCUCUGGCGCUCUGCAUGCCGGGCCCCCCAACCUCUCCCUGAUGCCGUGUGAGCUGGAGCCGCUGGGCUCCCUACCCCUGGACACCGAGGGGUCUGCAGCUUGGGGUAGCCUUCUGGGGCCGGCCCUGUCACUGGUGCUGCCUGUGGUGUACGCCCUCAUCUGCGGCUGCGGCAUCCUGGCCAACGGGCUGGUGAUCUCCAUCGUGCUGAGCUGCAAGCACAAGCUGGUGUCGGACGUCUACAUCCUGAACCUGGCCGUGGCUGACCUGCUCUUCCUGGUGGGGAUGCCCUUCAUCAUCCACCAGCUUGUCCAGGAGCACGGCUGGAUAUUCGGGGACUUUCUGUGCCGUGCUGUCACCACCCUCGACCUCAACAACCAGUUCACCAGCGUGGCCAUCGUCACCGUGCUCUGCGUGGACAGGUACGUGGCAGUUGUGUACUCGUCCACAGUGGGCCAGAAGCGGACGCUGCGCUGUACGGCCCUGAUCAAUGCCGGCGUGUGGGCCAGCAGCCUGGUGAUGGCCACGCCAGCCAUGCUGUACGCCCGGGUGCAGCGGGAGAACCAGACGGAGCUGUGCCUCAUGGAUCUGCCAGGCCCCAGCAGCCUAUACUGGUACACGCUCUACCAGUCACUGGCGGCCUUCCUCCUGCCGCUGCUGGUGAUCACGGUGCUGUACUCCCUCACCCUGCACCACCUGUUCCGGGCCAUGCACCGGGCGCAGCGACGCUGCUCGGCCCGCAGCCGGCGAGUCACCCGCAUGGCGCUCACCAUCAUCACUGCCUUCCUCAUCUGCUGGACACCCUUUCAUGUGGUGCAGCUGGUCAACCUGACGGCCGCCCCCUCCGUCGCCUCCUUCUACCUGAACCAGUUCACCAUCUGCCUCAGCUAUGCCCACAGCUGCGUCAGCCCCGUCCUCGUCCUCUUCUGCACCGAGUUCUUCCGCGAGCGGAUGGCCCACUCUAGGUACUGCAGAUUCAUCACCAGGUGGAGGGCGCUGCGUGCGGGCACUGCCCUGCCCAGCCAGGAGCUCACCUCCACUGUCUACAGCCCACAAGUGGGCAGCGCCACGGCCCAGCGCUGCCGGCGCCCCUUCGGCACCGAGCAGCUGCCAUGCUCCAUGACCGAGGCCAGUGUCACCAUCAAUGGGCAGGAGGAACAAAGCGCCGUCUAGGAGCCUCCGUGCUACCAGAGCACUGACUUCAGUUGGAGCCCACGGAUGGCCCCCACUGCUGCAGCAUGACUUGGCAGGCGUGGGGACAGAACUUUGGUGAUGCCAGGCCAAGGCAACAUGCCAGGAGCCUCAGCCACGGCUCAGAUGGGACUUUUCACCUCCCCAUAGGACAGUGCAGAUUCCCACCCCUGAGGCUGGUGGGAAGAGCCAGUCUAGCUCAACCACCAGAUAUGGACUUGAUGCAGGAAUUGCUGGGUGAGGUUCUCUGGCCCGGGUUAUGCAGGAGGUCAGACUGCAUGGUCGCAAUGGUACCUCCUGGCCUUACAGUUGGCAGAUCUAUGAACCAGGGAGUCUGGGCAGGAAAUGGCAGUGACAGAAGAGACUUUAAUAAA